This is a messenger RNA of Prorocentrum cordatum, 1266 nucleotides long. NCBI's taxonomy places the organism in Eukaryota, Dinophyceae, Prorocentrales, Prorocentraceae. The record is from the annotation of a GenBank genome assembly.
AUGCGCGAUACGUGUGCAUUCGUGGUGUUCGCCUGCCUCGGUGUGAUAGCAUCUCCAACGACAAUGGCCAGCACACAGAACCCGAUGCCAACUUUCAGAGUGCGGAAGGGGCCGCCCAAUUCUUUGAUGAGGAAGUCUAUCCCGAUAAGUGCAGACGGCCACGUCCAAGUGCAAGCGGUUGAAGUCCCCUCUUUUUUGCAAGGCUGGGGAUCUUUGGGCACCAGCAGUAAGCUUGGGACGUUGUGUCGGCGAAUUUCCACUCAGGCGGGUUUGGGUGCUGCCACCUCGGUCCUGACCUCGUCUGCAACGAAAAAGACUUUUGCAGACUCGCUGACAGUAUUCUACCACAUCUUCCAGUCGGAUGCCUCUGGAGGCGAGGUGCUGUCGGCCUCCAUCGUCAGAGAGCAGCUCUCGGUGGCGACGUCAUCUACCGGCUUUGGCGCAGUCCAGAGGUUCAAUUUCAUUUUCGUGGGCCCCGACCAUAGCGCCGUCCCGGCGCUGCUCAACUGUUCUACAUGCCAGCAGCUCGAACACAGAGCGGCCGGGGACGAGGUGAUCACGUUGCAGCACGUCCACGACCAUUGCGUGCAGAAUCCAACUGGGCGUGUGCUGUAUAUGCACAGCAAGGGGUCCUUUCACAACACGCCAGAGAACGUGGUCUUCAGGCGCUUCAUCACCAAGGGGGCAUGGUCCGACGCGUGCCAGACCAUGCCCCAGUCGUGCAGCGCGUGCGCCUCUCGCUUCAGCCCCCUGCCACACCAACACUACCCUGGGAACAUAUGGGUGGCCAGAUGCGAGUACGUCUCCCGCCUAAUCCCACCAGUGAAGAUGGUGGCGGCCAUGGAGCAGGUGGCGACCACGGCAGGGGCUGCGCAAUGGAACGACAUGCUCAACAGACCAGACAUGGUCGGGCGCGGCCGAUUCUCCAUGGAGCAUUGGUUGAGCUCCCACCCGAGCUUUGCCCCAUGCGAAGUGUACGACAGGACCGACUAUCUCUGGGGGGAGUCGACGACGCAGAUCCCUCAGAAUUGGAAGUCUUCUGGAGGAUCGACGGACUGGACACCAGAGGUGCGGACGUUCCCAAGGUCAGAGACUAAGCUGAGCGGGUUCUGCCAAGCGGGACUCGACCUGGAUUUGGAUAAGGUCAAGGCGUGGCGGAUUUUCGAGUGGCAGCACUUGUACCCCACUGUUGCUCUGCAGUCGUCCCCCCUCCCGGCCUACUUCAAUGCGAGCGCCGGCGGCAAUUGCAAGCAGCUCGGGCGGUGA